Colletotrichum graminicola M1.001 is the source of this 1365-nucleotide messenger RNA. Its product is annotated as phosphomannose isomerase type I. Gene Ontology annotation, cellular component: cytosol. Gene Ontology annotation, molecular function: zinc ion binding; mannose-6-phosphate isomerase activity. The record is from RefSeq and is a predicted model, not a curated record. Gene Ontology annotation, biological process: GDP-mannose biosynthetic process; carbohydrate metabolic process. The coding region runs from base 1 to 1365 and encodes 454 amino acids. The transcript has 2 exons. Lineage: Eukaryota; Fungi; Ascomycota; Sordariomycetes; Glomerellales; Glomerellaceae.
AUGGUUCUGCAAGUCCCUCUGUUUAAGCUCCAAUGCGGAGUGAACUCGUAUGAAUGGGGCAAGAAGGGAGAGGAAUCAGCAGCUGCGCGCUUUGCUGCCACGACGCCCUCGGAGGGUUUUAGCAUCCAGUCGGAGAAGCCGUACGCAGAGCUCUGGAUGGGUACCCACCCCUCGAAUCCCUCCAAAGAGGUGCAGUCCGGCCGAACCCUCCUCGAGCUUGUUCAGGACAACCAACAGCUCCUGUCCUCACCGGUAGCCUCCAAAUACGGCUCCAAACUACCCUUUCUCUUCAAGGUUCUCUCCAUCAACAAGGCCCUCUCCAUACAGGCCCAUCCCAACAAGAAGCUCGCCGAGCAGCUUCACGCCAGCGACCCCAAGAACUACCCCGAUGACAACCACAAGCCCGAGAUGGCGAUUGCCAUCACCUCAUUCGAGGGGCUCUGCGGAUUCCGCCCGCUCGCCGAGAUCUCCCACUUCCUGACCACCAUCCCGCCCCUCAAGAGCCUGGUCGUCGACAACAAGGCCGACGAGUUCAUCAACACGGUCAAGGGAGAGGAGGAAAGUGAAGACCCCGAAACCAAAGACCGGAACAAGAAGGCUCUGCAGCACAUUUUUGCUUCGCUGCUGUCCGCUACGCCCGACGAGAUCGAGAAGCAAACGGAGAAGCUCGUCGCCCUCGCCAAGUCGGAGGGCAGCGACUUUGCCGCCGGCGGCAUCAGCACGACCGACGGCGAAACCCUCUCGGAGCUAGUACUCCGCAACCACAGCUCCUUUGGCGCGGACAUUGGUCUGUUUGUCCUCUUCUUCCUCAACUUCGUCAAGAUGGAACCCGGCGAGGCCAUGUUCCUCCGCGCCGACGACAUUCAUGCCUAUCUCUCGGGUGACAUCAUCGAGUGCAUGGCCGCCUCGGACAACGUCGUCCGUGCCGGCUUCACGCCCAAGUUCAAGGACGUGACCACCCUUGUCGACAUGCUCACCUAUAACUACGCCCCCAUUGACGAGCAGAAGAUGUCUCCCACCGAGUACCCCUAUGCCACCCUCAACCGCGCCGCCUACAGCUCCGGUUCCGCCGUGAUGCUGUACGACCCUCCCAUCGAAGAAUUCAGCGUCGUUCGCUCGCUGCUGAGGGGGCAUGGCUCCAAGGUCACUUUCGAACCGAUCGAGGGUCCCAGCAUCGUGCUCUGCACGUCAGGCAAGGGCACCAUAGCGGUUGGCCCGACCGUGCACAAGAUGAGCGAGGGAAAUGUCUUUUUCGUCGGUUCCACGGCCGAGUUGGUGCUGCAGUCCGAUGUCGACGAGGAUGAUGAGUUUGUCACGUUCAAGGCGUUUUGCGAGGUUGAGGAAAAGGCCGAGGGGAAAUUGUAA